Molecule: messenger RNA, 2267 nt
Organism: Anarrhichthys ocellatus (wolf-eel)
Lineage: Eukaryota; Metazoa; Chordata; Actinopteri; Perciformes; Anarhichadidae
Gene: me3
Product: malic enzyme 3, NADP(+)-dependent, mitochondrial
Exons: 15
Coding region: 177-2036 (619 amino acids)
Biological process (GO): pyruvate metabolic process; malate metabolic process
Cellular component (GO): mitochondrion
Molecular function (GO): NAD binding; malate dehydrogenase (decarboxylating) (NADP+) activity
Source: RefSeq, a predicted model, not a curated record
UGUGGGCCCGCCAUGCUGUGGUCUGAUUGGUCCUUCAGCGGGGAAGUGAGAUCGUCAAAGUCAUAGGGUCCUGGAUUAGCUGUUCGCUGUCGAUCCCCCCCCACAGAUAGCUACCGCGAUCACCGGGCAAAGAUAUACGUCAGACGCCCAGCAGCUUCACACCGUCUUCAGACAGCAUGAACUCGCUCCCAGGAAGAGCCGCGCUGUCUCUGUGCAGGCGCACGGCAGCGGCGGGCGGGAUGAGGGUCUUCGCCGGUGCCCCGGGUCACCCCGCUGGUGGCGUGCCCGCCGACAGGGCCUCUCUCCAGGCUGUGCGGGUCUGCCACUCCGGGACGAGUCGCAAGGGCAGCACUAGUACCAAGAAGCGGGGCUAUGACAUCACCAGAAACCCACACCUCAAUAAGGGAAUGGCAUUCACCCUGGAGGAGCGCUUACAGCUGGGCAUCCACGGCCUGCUGCCCCCCUGCUUCCUCUCCCAGGAUGUGCAAGUGCUGCGGGUCAUGAAGAGCUACGAAACGCGUUCCAAUCCUUUGGACAAGUACAUCCUGCUGAUGACGCUGCAGGACAGGAACGAGAAGUUGUUCUACCGUUUGCUGACCUCUGACAUUGAGGAGUUCAUGCCCAUCGUGUACACUCCCACUGUGGGCCUGGCCUGCCAACAGUAUGGCCACGCCUUCAGGAGACCACGAGGACUCUUCAUCACCAUCCACGAUAGAGGCCACAUCGCCACCAUGCUCAACUCCUGGCCUGAGGAAGACAUAAAGGCCAUUGUGGUGACAGACGGGGAGCGUAUCCUCGGCCUGGGUGACCUGGGAGCCAACGGUAUGGGCAUUCCUGUCGGGAAGCUGGCGCUCUACACAGCCUGCGGUGGUGUGCGGCCGCAGCAGUGUCUCCCGGUGCUGCUGGACGUCGGCACUGACAACCAGGCGCUGCUCGAUGACCCCCUGUACAUCGGACUGAAGCACAAGAGAAUCAGAGGAAAGGAGUACGACGAGCUGGUCGACGAGUUCAUGCAGGCAGUGACGGACAAGUACGGGAUGAGCUGUCUGAUUCAGUUUGAGGAUUUUGCCAACAGCAACGCCUUUCGCAUCCUCAACAAAUACAGGAAUCGAUACUGCACCUUCAACGACGACAUCCAGGGCACGGCCUCAGUAGCUGUUGCUGGGAUCUUGGCGACUCUGAAGAUCACCAAGAGCACACUCUUAGACCACACCGUGGUGUUCCAGGGGGCGGGCGAGGCUGCUCUGGGUAUCGCUCACCUGCUCAUGAUGGCCAUGGCCAAAGAGGGAGUAAGUAGAGAAGAAGCUGCCAAGAGAAUCUGGAUGGUGGACUCCAAAGGUCUUAUCGUGAAGGGAAGAGGCAAUCUCAACCACGAGAAGGAAGAGUUCGCUCAUGAUCACCCGCACAUAAAGACCCUGGAGGAAGUGGUGCACACCGUCAAACCCACUGCCAUCAUAGGAGUUGCUGCUGUCGCAGGAGCGUUCACUGAGAAGAUAAUCAAAGACAUGGGGUCCUUCAACGAGAGGCCGAUCAUCUUUGCCCUGAGUAACCCCACCAGCAAGGCGGAGUGCACAGCAGAGCAGUGCUACCAGCUCACAGAGGGCCGCGGCAUCUUCGCCAGCGGAAGUCCGUUCGACAAAGUGACUCUGGCUGACGGACGCACCUUCUACCCCGGCCAGGGAAACAACGCCUACGUCUUCCCCGGAGUUGCUCUGGGUGUUAUUGCCUGCGGAGUGCGCCACAUAUCUGACGACAUCUUCCUCACCACAGCAGAGGCGAUAGCUGACAUGGUAACAGAGGAGCACCUGGCCGAGGGAAGACUCUAUCCUCCUCUCAACUCCAUAAGAGAGGUGUCCUUCAAGAUCGCAGUGAAGAUUGUCGAAUAUGCAUACAAGCACAACAUGGCUUCCCUGUACCCUGAGCCUAAAGACAAGGAGGCGUUUGUUCUGUCUCACAUCUACAGUCCAGAUUACGACUCCUUCUCUCUGGACUCGUACAGCUGGCCACAGGAGGCCAUGAACGUCCAGGACGUGUGAUCCCGACUCUCCCUCUCUCAACUCGAUAUGCUGACGUCGUGUACAACUUCUGCAUCGUUUCCGUUCAGAAACGUUGCCAAUGAUUCUUGCCUUUUUAGCUUUCUCUUUGUUUCUCUCUUUCAUUUAUAAGUUAUAGUAAGUCUAUAGCAGGGGUGUCGUUAGGCCUAUUUUAGGGGGGCUGAAGCCUCCCUCAAAUGUUCUUCAGCCCCCCCCAAAUAAUUUGCCAUUAUU